Spathaspora passalidarum NRRL Y-27907 is the source of this 2507-nucleotide messenger RNA. It is a transcript of the gene NPL3, whose product is annotated as mRNA-binding protein. Gene Ontology annotation, molecular function: mRNA binding. The transcript has a single exon. Gene Ontology annotation, cellular component: cytoplasm; ribonucleoprotein complex; nucleus. Bases 28 to 903 code for a protein of 291 amino acids. The record is from RefSeq and is a predicted model, not a curated record. Lineage: Eukaryota; Fungi; Ascomycota; Pichiomycetes; Serinales; Debaryomycetaceae.
AAAAUAUAUAAAUAUAUAUAAUCAAUCAUGGAUGAACAAGCCCCAGCUCCAGCUCCAGCUGUAGAAGUAUCAACUCAGUUGUUUGUCAGACCAAUCGGUUUUGAUGUUCCUAGAGAACAAUUAGAAGAACAUUUCGCCCCUGCUGGUCACGUUGUUGAUGUCCAACUCAUGAGAGGAUUUGCCUUUGUCAGAUUUGAUAAUGAAGAAGAUGCUACCAGAGCCGUUGAAACUUUAAACGACAGUGAAUUUGACGGUCAAAGAUUAUUAGUUGAAUACGCUAAGGAAAGAAAGGAAGACACCAGAGGUAAAUACCGUGUUAAGCUUACCAACUUGGAAGAUGGUACCGCAUGGCAAGAUAUUAAGGAUUUUGUUAGAGACAAAACCGAUAGUGAACCAAGUUAUGUUAAGGUUUUCAGAAACUACGACACUAAUGAAAUUGUUGGUGCUUUAGAAUUCUCAUCUGCUGAAGAAUUGGAAAAGGCCAUUCCAUUAUUGGACAAGGCUGAAUUCAGAGGUGUUGUUAUCGGUGCCGAAGAAGAUACUUCUCCAUUCAUUCCACCUCCACCAAGAAGAGGUGGAUUCAGAGGUGGUCGUGGUGGCUUCAGAGGUGGCCGUGGCGGAUACGACCGUGGUUUUGACCGUGGUGGAUUCAGAGGUGGCCGUGGUGGUUACGACCGUGGUUUUGACCGUGGUGGAUUCAGAGGUGGCCGUGGUGGUUACGACCGUGGUUUUGACCGUGGUGGAUUCAGAGGUGGUCGUGGUGGUUAUGAUGGUGGAUUCAGAGGCGGUCGUGGUGGCUUCAGAGGUGGUCGUGGUGGAUACGAUAGAGGUGAUGACCGUGGAGACUACCGCAGAGAAGAAAGAGAUUCUUAUGUUCGUGAAAGAUCUCCAACUCGUUUCUAAGAGGAUGUUGCAAAUUAACCAAGGGAAAAUCACAUGAAUCCAUUUGAACAAAAAGAUGUUAUUAUUUUCUAUAUAUUGUUGAGGAGAAGAAGAAGGAGAGUAAAUUAACAACGGGAGCGUGAUUACCUUAUUGUUAUAACGAAUCAAGUUUUUUAUGUUUUAGUGUAUUUUUUAUUUGAAGAAAUGUAUUAUUGUAAAGUUUUGGAAAAAAAAAUUAUUCAAUUGACAAAGAAUUGUUUUGAAUCGAUUGACUAAAUGAUCAUUUUAAAGAGUUUUAUUUAUUUUUUGACCCAAGCAAGCAAAGAAUGAAGCAUUGCCUAGCAUAUCUUCAUUCAUGUUCUAAAUUGUACCCUAUGUCUGAGGAAUAGUGAAGACUUCUAGACCGAGUUUGUAUUGUACUGAUAAUGGACUUUAUGACGAUGUUAUGAUUAGUUUGAAAGGGGCAAAUAGACAAUGUCUCGGGUUUAACGAUUUUAUGAGGUAAUGAGUUUUUGAUAGAUCCUGUAUAUAACGCAUAUGUCAAUAUAGAGAUUUGAAAUUUGUGAGGAAUUGUAGACAGUAGUUGAAUUUAAUAAACGAGCAGUUGAUAUGCUGAAUAGUGCAACUAACCUCAUAAUCAGCUAUGGAGAACAUCGUCUCCAAAAAGUUAAGGUUUUCAAUUAUGAUAAGAAGAAUGAAAAAACCGUAAUUUAUCUUCAUGGAGGUGGAUGGAGAGACCCAAACAAUACAUUUGAUGAUUUCCAAGAACUUGUACAAGCACAAUUGAAUCUUGGCAUCGGGCAAAGUUGCAAUUUCUUUAGCAUAAACUAUCGUUUAUCUCCUGAAGUGAAGCACCCAAUGCAUUUGAUUGAUGUUUUGUCAGCAUUAAAAAAAAUAGAAGAAGUGUACAAGGUUGAACGGACUCUGAUUGUGGGACAUUCCAUAGGUGCUACUCUUAUGCUUCAAUUGCUUAAUAGCAAAGAAAUUAUCCAAAGGGGGUUACUGUAUUUGCAGGAACUGAACCAGGAGGAAGUUAAAAGUGUUGGUAUUAAGUUCGAUCAUUUGGUAUUUCUUGAUGGAAUUUACGACGUGGUUAGCUUAUUAAAGGAAUAUCCUUCCUAUUCGGUAUUUGUUAAUGAAGCAUUCGUUUCCAAGCUUGCUAUCGCAGACGCCACCCAGAUUUCUAUAGCCAAGAACCUACCAUUUGAGUUUGUCCAUGAUAAAACACAAUUUAUUGUCAUUCAAUCAUUACAAGACGAACUCUUAUCUUGUAGACAAACACAGUUGUUUGUUGAUUAUCUUACUGCAAGAGGUCAGCCAGUUACGGUAAGAUUUGAAAAUUUUGGAGAACAUGAACAAGUAUAUAGAAAAGGAUUAACAGAAGAGCUUAAUAACCUUUUAAGUUUAGCUUAGAUAUAGAGUUUAUGCAUAGAUGUUGUCGUAAAGUACUGAACACAUUUCCAAGCAGGCCACACAGAUGAAAAUUUGUCAAAAUUGAUGACCAAAUUUGCUCAAAACUACUUGCUGUUCUUCUAUACCUAAAACUAGGUCCGCCAUUAUAUCUAAAAGUAGCAAUCCUUGAAAGCAUAACAGCAAUCUGGACUAAAUUGUUAGUGGUUUAUUGU